GCUCCCAGCUCCCGUGGGCGCAGCACAAGCCGGGAGCAGACCUGCCCCGGCAGUCCCAGGCAGCUGUGCCUGCCGAGCUGAGCUAAGGCGGGGCUGGAGGGCGGUGGUUCCCCUUCCUCUGGCGCUGGCUGUGAGGUGACACUGCCGGCACGCAGCCCUGGCGCUGGGAGCGGCGCAGGGGACUGCAGCAUUGUCCUGGUGUGACCAGCUGGUUGAGCAUCCCUUGUCAUCUUUCUGGGUUGACAGGAGAGCCGCGGUGUGACCUGGUCCCCUGCCCUGGGUCUGCCCUUGGGGACACGGUGCUCCUGACACCUCUCCCUGGCUCUUGCCCAGCGAUGCUUGUUGACGCCCAGCUGCAGCUUCCCUCCACCCACUCUGCGCGGCUCCCAGCCCUGCCUGCCCUGCCCACAUAUUUUCACUUCUGCUUGCAGCAGGCUUGGGAUGGCUGCAGGGCUGCCAUGGCAGCCAGCGCUUCCCACUGGCACAGCUGCCUCAGCGUGAUCGUGUCCCGUGAGAGGCAGCGGCUGGAGCAUUUCCAGAGGGCUGAGGACAUCCUGCUGACCCUGCUGGAAGGUGUGCAUGCCCUGGAGCCCCGCUUCCUUGUGGACUAUGCCAGGAACCUGGAAGCCUUCGAGUUUGUUCUCUGUUCCUCUGAGGAUGCUGUCACCGUGGAGGUUCCCCUGCGGAUCGAUGGCGAUGCCCUGCGGGUGCUGGCGUGCCAGCCUGGGGACUCCCCAGCCAGGAACCAUUCAGGGCUGGGCACCUGCUAUUUGGAAGUGCCCUCUCCACGGACCGACUUGGAGGACUGGACCAGCACUGUGGGUGUGAUGAAGUUGGGUGGUGGUGCGCGGUGCCUGGCUCCAGGCAAAGUCCUCCAGCACCUGAAAGAGCUUCUUGUUUCGGCCAUCGUGCAGUGCCAGCGUCGCUUCCUGCUGCAGCCAGGUGAUCUCAGCGCUGAAAAUUUGCGGGAAGAUGCUAUGGAGCUCUCGCUGCUGAUCUGCGGCGGCUGGAAGACUAUUCGCUUUGACAUUGUCCCUGUGGUGAGGAAGUGGCAGGAGCCGCUGCGGCUCAAGGGGCGGCUGAGUGACAGGGGCUUCCCUGCAGGCAGCCUCCGGAAGGCCACCCAAGAGGCCCACUUUGUCCCGGCCUCUCCCCACUGCUGGAGAUCCUCCUCGCACCUUCCCAUCCUGAAGCUGCUCCAGGCAGUGGACAUGCUGAAGGGACCUCGUCUGGACAGCCUUCGCGUACUCAAUCAGAUACGCAGCCAAGACUGGGGAGAGGAGGGUGGGAAAGGUGGUCUUACCUUCAAGCACCUGAAGAUGGUGCUACUGUGGAGCACGGAGUUUUUCCCCUCCCCAGAGGACUGGCAGGACCUGGAAGGCUCGGUCUACAGGCUGUUGGUGAUCCUCCUCCGCUGCCUGGCCACCCAGCGCCUGCCCCACUUCCUGUACCCGGAGGAGAACCUCUUCCAAGGAGAUCACCCAGACUUCACCUCCCUCUACCCCAAAGUGGAAAGCUUUGCCUGGGACCCCCAACGCUUUCUCCACUUCCAUUUUGACCUCCCCGUGCACACCGAGAGCUGGAAGGCAGACCCCAGAACUCAAGCCCUCUUACAGCUCCCUGCCAAGGAUGGGUCCUACUGGGACACAGCCUAUUUUGACAUCCUGCUCAGCCAGUUCCAGGUGUACCGGAUCCAGGAUGGCGUGCGCCACUCAGCAAUGUCCCAGCUCCUCUCCAAGAUCCAGCAAGAAAUCCUCCAGCAAAGCUGAGCAGGACCGCACUGCCACCCCAUCCAGGUGCCUCAAAACUCGAGGGGGUGCAAGGCAAGCUACAGGACCAGGGGACAGCAUACUGCCAUGUUGCUUUAUUGAGGGAAGAUGGUAGUGGGGGGGGCAAGUGCACAUCUGCUGCAGCUGGGUGAGGAUGGACAGCCUCUCAGCUCCCCUGGUAGAGCUGGGUACUGGGGUGGAUGUUUCAUACCAGGGUACCUAAUCAGGGGGGGAUGGCUGGUGUCCUGCACAGCUGGGGGCUGGUGCGGGGAUGGCCAAGGGUGAUAGUGGUGGGAAGGGAAAGGAAGGGACCUGCAGUCGGAUUCUGCAUCCAGCCCUUGUGUCAGCUUACAGUGGAGUGCCAUGCCCUGGGGGCAGGGGUAAGGGAGCAGCUGGGGGGGCAGGCCAUCAGGGUGAGGAGUGACCUUGUGUGGGGACAGGGAGAAGGGUUUGUGAGUCAUGUCCCACGUCUGCUGAGCUGCAGCCCUCACCUCCACAUCUCUUUCCUCCUCUGGCUUGGGUUGCUGGGUGUCGCAGUGUUUCCUGCCAGCACUCCAGGGAGGUGGCACAGCCACUCUGUGUGCCAGCUCCCUGCAGCCAGGCAAGGGGGCAGUGCCACGCUACCUCGUCUGGACACCCCCUUUGCAGGGGUGCUCACAGCCGGCUGCGGUGGCAGUGUCUGAGGGCGUCUCGCAGGCCAUGCAGCACACGGUCCACGUUGCUGCUGGUUGAGUUGCAGCCCAUGAGGCCGAUUCGCAGGACCUGAGAGGACAAGGGCAAGCAUCUCCCUGCAGCACCCACCUUUGCGGCUGUGCCUCAGCACCAUCUCCCUCUGGGCAGAGUGGCCAGUGGCAGAGUGCAGGCUCCGGCAUAGAGCAGGGGGUGUGUGAGGAGUGGCCACGUGUACAGCCAGGCGUGAAUGCAUGUGCCCAACUCCCUGCUUGCUCCUGUUUAACACAUGGUUCCCCAAAAGAUGUGUCACUCUGCUAA
Messenger RNA from Columba livia (rock pigeon), 2759 nucleotides. RefSeq names its product mab-21 like 4 (gene MAB21L4). Lineage: Eukaryota; Metazoa; Chordata; Aves; Columbiformes; Columbidae. The coding region runs from base 336 to 1769 and encodes 477 amino acids. The record is from RefSeq and is a predicted model, not a curated record. The transcript is spliced from 5 exons.